Molecule: messenger RNA, 294 nt
Organism: Rotaria sp. Silwood2
Lineage: Eukaryota; Metazoa; Rotifera; Eurotatoria; Philodinida; Philodinidae
Source: the annotation of a GenBank genome assembly
AUGUAUCCCUUGAUUUGGAUUGACAAGGAAUGGUUUUUUACACAUCAACGUAAUAGGCAAGGAACAAAAAUUGAAAGUGGAAUAUUUUGUUCAACAAAUCUAUAUCGAAGAAAAUAUUACGCAUUUUAUUGGAAAUCAGAUGUACAUAUUUGUCCACAUCUUCAAGAAAACGAUUUAAGUUUAGUUAAACAUGUUCCCAUUCGUAAUGAACGAAUGACAGAUAAUUUUGUCAAUUAUUUUCCAAAUGCUACUGAAUUGACUCUUGCAUAUUAUUCCUUUAGAACAGCUUACUAA